AUGGGUCCGGAACCGGUACCCACGCCCCGACGGUUCCCCCAGCCCCGUGGGAACCGGUCCGUGAGCGAUCGGUACCCCCUCAACAUCCAGAUGCUGUCCAGGACCCUCCAUGAACAGAUCUUCCGGGGGGCCCAGGUACACUUCUCAGCAAAGGAGAUCCAGAGGAGCGUGGAGCACCUGCAGCGCCACGACCUGUGGGGCAAGGAGACCUCCACGCUGCCUGACGUGGACCUGCAGCUGCCCCGCAUGUACGGGGACAACAUCGACGAGCAUUUUCGCCUCCUGGCGCAGAAACAGAGUUUGCCCUACCUGGAGGCGGCCAACGAGCUGCUGCGGUGUGAGCUGCCCCCCGAGCCCACGCAGUGGGCAUGGCAGCUCUGCUGGACCCGCUAUGGCCCCGAUGGGCAAGCGGAAGCCGUUGACUUCCCUGAGGAGCGGGCGGUGGUGUUGGACGUGGAGGUGUGCGUGGCUGAUGGCCACUGCCCGACGCUGGCCGUGGCGGUCUCACCACACGCCUGGUACUCGUGGUGCAGCAAGCGGCUGCUGGAGCAGCGGUACUCCUGGUCCAGCCACCUCACCCUGGCCGACCUCAUUCCCCUGGAGAGCCCACCAGGCACCAGCUGUGCUGGCAAGCAGGACUGGCUGGAGAGAGUGGUGGUGGGGCACAACGUAGCCUUUGACCGGGCGUUCAUCAAGGAACAAUACCUCAUCCAGGGCUCCCGGAUGCGUUUCCUGGACACCAUGAGCAUGCACAUGGCCAUCUCGGGGCUGACGGGCUUCCAGCGCAGCCUCUGGAUGGCUGCCAAACACGGCAAGAGGAAGGGACUGCAGCAGGUCAAGCAGCACAUGAAGAAAACGCGCAGUAAAACAGAGGGGCCAGCUGUCACUUCGUGGGACUGGGUGCACGUCAGCAGCAUCAACAACCUGGUGGACGUGCACGCGCUGUACGUCGGGGGGGAGCCGCUGGAGAAGGAGGCACGAGAGCUCUUUGUGAAAGGGACCAUGGCCGACAUCAGGAAUCACUUCCAGGACCUGAUGUCAUACUGUGCCCGUGAUGUCCGGGCCACCCACGAGGUGUUUCAGGAGCAGCUGCCACUCUUCAUGGAGAGGUGCCCCCACCCUGUGACGUUUGCAGGGAUGCUGGAGAUGGGGGUGUCCUACCUUCCGGUCAAUGGGAACUGGAAGAGGUACCUGGAUGAUGCUCAGGGCAUCUAUGAGGAGCUGCAGAAGGAGAUGAAGAAGUCCCUGAUGAACCUGGCCAACGAUGCCUGCCAGCUGCUGCACGAGGACAGGUACAGGGAUGACCCCUGGCUCUGGGAUCUCGAGUGGGACACGCAGGAGUUUAAGCAGAAGAAGAAUCCAGGGAAGAAGAAGAAGAAGAAGGAUCAGGAUGGGAACAACAAAGCCCCUGCAGAGGUGGUGGGCUCAGAGGAGUCCAUGCAGGAGUGGCAGGAAGACCCUGGCCCCCCCAGUGAGGACGAAGAGCUGAAAGCCCCUGUGAGCCAGGUCCGCCUGGAGCAUCUGAAGGAGACGGUUGCGCUGCAACCCAAGAGACUCCAGCAUCUGCCAGGCCAUCCGGGCUGGUACCGCAAGCUGUGCCCACGCCUGGAUGAGGCAGGGUGGGUGCCAGGACCCAGCCUCAUCAGCCUGCAGAUGAGGGUGACCCCGAAGCUGAUGCGCCUGGCCUGGGACGGCUUCCCCCUCCAUUACUCAGAGAAGCACGGCUGGGGUUACCUGGUGCCGGGGCGGCAGGACAAUUUGCCAGCAGCCCCCUCAGAGGUGGAGGGCCCUCCCUGCCCACACAGGGUGAUCGAGUACCUGUACAGGCAGCACUGCCGGGAGAAAGGCAAGGAGCAGCCCCCAGGGCUGGAGGCUGCCGUGGAGGAGGAGCUGCUGGUGAUGGAUGGCAGCACCAUGUGGCAGAAGGUGGAGGAGCUGAGCCAGCUGGAGGUGGACAUGGAGGAGAAAAUGGGCAGAGCGGACCAGAGCCUGGCACAGGAGGAGAUGAAUGAGCUGUGCGAGCGGAUGGAGGCGAGGAGCCAGCCCUCGUACCACCAUGGCAAUGGUCCCUACAACGAUGUCAACAUCCCUGGGUGCUGGUUCUUCAAGCUGCCUCACAAGGAUGGGAACGAGAACAAUGUGGGAAGCCCUUUUGCCAAGGAUUUCCUGCCCCAAAUGGAGGACGGCACCCUGCGGGCUGCUGUGGGUCGCACCCAUGGGACCAGAGCCCUUGAGAUUAACAAGAUGAUCUCAUUUUGGAGGAAUGCUCACAAGCGGAUCAGUUCCCAGAUGGUGGUGUGGCUGAAGAAAGGGGACCUGCCUCGCGUGGUGACCAGGCACCCCGACUAUAACGAGGAGGAUGAUUACGGAGUGGAGGCGGCAGGGGUGGUGGAGGAGCAGGGCUUGCGCUGAGCUUGGCAUCGUGUCCCGCAGGCUGACCGGGUGGGCAGCGAGCUGAAAGCCAUGGUCCAAGUGCCGCCUGGCUACGCCCUGGUGGGUGCAGACGUGGAUUCCCAGGAGCUCUGGAUAGCCGCUGUCCUUGGCGAGGCGCACUUUGCCGGCAUGCAUGGCUGCACGGCCUUCGGCUGGAUGACUCUGCAGGGGAAGAAGAGCAACGCGACAGACCUGCACAGCAAGACGGCCGCCACAGUGGGCAUCAGCCGGGAGCACGCCAAGAUCUUCAACUAUGGGCGCAUCUACGGGGCCGGGCAGCCCUUCGCCGAGCGGCUGCUGAUGCAGUUCAACCAUCGGCUGACCCAGCAGCAGGCGCGCGAGAAGGCUCAGCAGAUGUACGCGGUCACCAAGGGCGUCCGGAGGUUUCAUCUCACUGAGGAGGGGGAGUGGCUGGGGGGGGGCGAGCUGAAAGCCAUGGUCCAAGUGCCGCCUGGCUACGCCCUGAGAGAAGCCGUGAAAAGGUCCCGGAGGAAGAAGAAGUGGGACGUGGUGGGGCACCGAGUGUGGUCUGGAGGAACUGAGUCUGAAAUGUUCAACAAGCUGGAGAGCAUCGCCUUAUCCCCCUCGCCGCAGACCCCAGUGCUGGGCUGUCACAUCAGCAGGGCCUUGGAGCCCGCCGUGGCCAAGGGGGAGUUUCUGACCAGCAGAGUGAACUGGGUGGUGCAGAGCUCGGCCGUUGACUACCUGCACCUCAUGCUGGUCGCCAUGAAGUGGCUCUUUGAGGAGUUUGACAUCAACGGGCGCUUCUGCAUCAGCAUCCACGACGAGGUGCGCUACCUGGUCCAGCAGCAGGAUCGCUACCGGGCAGCCCUGGCCCUGCAGAUCACCAACCUCCUGACGCGGUGCAUGUUUGCCUACAAACUGGGCCUCCAGGAUCUGCCGCAGUCAGUGGCUUUCUUCAGCGCAGUGGACAUUGACCAGUGCUUAAGGAAAGAGGUGACCAUGAACUGCGCGACACCAUCCAAUCCAACUGGGAUGGAGAAGAAAUACGGCAUCCCUCAAGGAGAAGCGCUGGAUAUAUAUCAGCUAAUUGAAAUAACCAAAGGCUCGCUGGAGAAGAAAUGAUGACGCUAGAGUGCCGGGAUGACAACUGCCCAGAGAGCCUGCCAGAGCCUGGCUGCCCUUUCAGAAGAUUGUUUGGCAGGGACUGAUCCUGGUCACGCUGUUUCUUUUUUGCUGUAAGAAGGGAUGGUCCUGGGGAAGAAGAUUUCGAUAGCAGCACAUUCAAAUAGCAGAGGCGCUUCUGAGGGCAGCAGCCAGCUGCAAAAGAGCUGAGACAGCGGCCUGAGUCACUGCUUGCACGCCCGUGGGCACAAAGGAAGAAGUCAUAAGUAUUUGGCAAGAGAAAUGACAAACCAUCAUCUCCAUACACGCAGUUCUCCGGGACAGGCACUGUGGGGGGAGGC
Messenger RNA from Egretta garzetta (little egret), 3860 nucleotides. RefSeq names its product DNA polymerase gamma, catalytic subunit (gene POLG). Gene Ontology annotation, biological process: mitochondrial DNA replication. Gene Ontology annotation, cellular component: mitochondrion; gamma DNA polymerase complex. Lineage: Eukaryota; Metazoa; Chordata; Aves; Pelecaniformes; Ardeidae. Gene Ontology annotation, molecular function: DNA-directed DNA polymerase activity; DNA binding; 3'-5' exonuclease activity. The transcript has 24 exons. The record is from RefSeq and is a predicted model, not a curated record.